CAGUGGAGGAGGAGGAGGAGGAUUGGGGAAGAUGGCGGCAGCUGAGGCCACGAACUGCAUCAUGGAGAAUUUUGUAGCCACGUUGGCUAAUGGAAUGAGCCUUCAACCACCUCUUGAAGAUGUGUCCUGUGUCCAACCCGAGGCCAGCGAGAAGCCUAAUGCCGAGGACAUGACUUCGAAGGAUUAUUAUUUUGAUUCUUACGCCCACUUUGGCAUCCAUGAGGAGAUGCUGAAGGACGAGGUACGCACCCUCACCUACCGCAACUCCAUGUUCCACAACCGGCACCUGUUCAAGGACAAGGUGGUCCUGGACGUGGGCUCCGGCACCGGCAUCCUCUGCAUGUUCGCCGCCAAAGCCGGCGCCAAGAAGGUCAUCGGGAUCGAAUGCUCCAGCAUCUCCGACUACGCAGUCAAGAUCGUCAAAGCCAACAAACUGGAUCACGUGGUUACCAUCAUCAAGGGGAAGGUGGAGGAGGUGGAGCUGCCGGUGGACAAGGUGGACAUCAUCAUCAGCGAGUGGAUGGGCUACUGCCUGUUCUACGAGUCCAUGCUCAACACCGUGCUUUACGCCCGGGACAAGUGGCUGGCCCCCGACGGCCUCAUCUUCCCCGAUCGGGCCACCCUCUACGUGACCGCCAUCGAGGACCGGCAAUACAAGGACUACAAGAUCCACUGGUGGGAGAACGUGUACGGCUUCGACAUGUCGUGUAUCAAGGACGUGGCCAUUAAGGAGCCCUUGGUGGACGUGGUGGACCCCAAGCAGCUGGUGACCAACGCCUGCCUCAUUAAGGAGGUGGACAUCUACACGGUCAAGGUGGAAGAUCUGACGUUCACGUCUCCGUUCUGCCUGCAAGUGAAGCGGAACGAUUACAUCCACGCCCUUGUCGCCUACUUCAACAUCGAGUUCACACGCUGCCACAAGCGCACGGGCUUCUCUACCAGCCCCGAGUCCCCCUACACGCACUGGAAGCAGACGGUCUUCUACAUGGAAGACUACCUGACCGUCAAGACAGGCGAAGAGAUCUUUGGCACCAUCGGCAUGCGGCCCAACGCCAAGAACAACCGCGACCUCGACUUCACCAUCGACCUAGACUUCAAAGGCCAACUCUGUGAGCUCUCCUGCUCCACUGACUACCGGAUGCGCUGAGGCCCUUCCUCCCUCCCCCGGCCCCCCCCGCCCCUCCUCCCCGUCCUCCAUGGCUGUGGCCCCCCCCAACCCCACCCCCUCGGGCCCACGGGCCGUCCGGUUAUUUUAGGUGCCCAGGGGCGAGGGGCCUGCCUGUCUUCGCCGCCCCGCGGGUUGCCAUUGUGACUGUGUUUUUCAUAACUUAUGUUUUUAUAUGGACAUGGCCGCAUUCGUGACAAUAAAGCGAUAGCCGCGA
This is a messenger RNA of Tachyglossus aculeatus (Australian echidna), 1382 nucleotides long. RefSeq names its product protein arginine methyltransferase 1 (gene PRMT1). Gene Ontology annotation, molecular function: protein-arginine N-methyltransferase activity. The coding region runs from base 32 to 1147 and encodes 371 amino acids. The record is from RefSeq and is a predicted model, not a curated record. Gene Ontology annotation, cellular component: nucleus. The transcript has 11 exons. Lineage: Eukaryota; Metazoa; Chordata; Mammalia; Monotremata; Tachyglossidae.